Oncorhynchus keta (chum salmon) is the source of this 1733-nucleotide messenger RNA. RefSeq lists its product as uncharacterized. NCBI's taxonomy places the organism in Eukaryota, Metazoa, Chordata, Actinopteri, Salmoniformes, Salmonidae. The record is from RefSeq and is a predicted model, not a curated record. Gene Ontology annotation, molecular function: protein binding; GTPase regulator activity. Bases 218 to 1255 code for a protein of 345 amino acids. Gene Ontology annotation, biological process: regulation of inflammatory response. The transcript has 5 exons.
AACAGGAAGAGACUAGAGGGCUGACAGGCAGGCAGAGAGAGAGUGAGAAAGAGCUUGUCACCGUGAUAUGUGAAGCAUAACUGAUAGGAAUUAGUUCUCACGAAGAAAACUGUCGUGAAUCAGUGAUGCCAUCCCUAAUCAGUGUGGACACAAGAAGAUGAUGUUUAUCAGAAACUGAACUCCAGCCAAACACAGGUUUACACUGAGACAGACGUAAAUGGAUGUUGUCAUGGAAUACCCAGGGGUCAAAGUUGAAACAGUUGAAGAGGAGCAUUUGGAGGAUCUAAUCAUUAUUAAGGAGGGGGAUGUUGAGAGAGUUGUUGAGGGAGGGACAGAGCCAAUAACAGGCAAGAGCAACGAUGAAGACUCCAGUGCGGAAGAGGAUGCCACCGCCAGACAUGGACAGAUUGGAAAAGCCAACACUGAAAGUGGAGAUGGAGACAAAAGAAAAAAGGAUAACCAAAUAAAUCAAGCAAAAGGAGAGACUGGGACAGAGGAGGGGGUUGAGCACAUUAAAGGGAUGGAUGAAUUGGUAAUGGAUAGACAGAAAAUGGAAUGCAAGAAAGAGGGGAUGGUGAUGGUGGAUAUAACAGAAAAAUACAAAACAGCAGAACAAGAUUUGGAGACGGACAAACCAUCACAAGGAUUACAAGUUGGCACAAAUAUACAUCUUCCCUCUGACCAGUUGCCCAAAGAUACGCUGAGCCCAGAGCAUGCCCAAAAACAGGCUCAACGGUUAACCCCUUACUUCCCAGACGCUCUGUAUGACCUGGUCUUUACUCUGCAAGAAGGAAGACGACUCAAUGACCAGCGGUGCUCGUUCAGAGGGAGGAGAAGGUGCCAUUCUGAACCCAACACCUACAUUCCAGCCCACAGAGCCCACAGAGUGCAUUUCUCCUCAAUGACCUCGCUGCAGAAAGAUGAGUUCUUUGACUUGCUGGCUACCUCCCAAGGCCGUCGGCUUGACGACCAGCGGGCGGAACUACAUGACACCCCACCGCCUAAGCCGAAAGCCAAUAAGAAGAGGAGCAGUGUAAAAGAUACAAAGCCCAAAAAGUCUGCUCCAAUUGCAGUGCAGAACGAGGACUUGUACAAUAUGAUUCUCAUGUCGCAGGCCCAGGGUAGGCUGGAGGAGCAGCGCAGUGCGGCCCCGGGCCCUAUGGAUGAUGAAGACUUCUUUUCCUUACUGCUGAGUGUCCAGGGAGGACGCAUGGAGGACCAGAGGACUGAGCUGCCUGGGAUUGUGGGAACCUGAGAGAGACACAUGCUGGAGAGAUGGGCUCAAAUGGCUCAGAGUAUGUGGUGUAGCCCUAUAGAGCAAUGGCUUUUGCUUCUUAUUCACCUGGCCAGACCAGACAUGACCAUUUUGUUCUGUUGGUCUGACCAGACAGUACCAUCUGUAUCGAUGACUGCAUCAGUAAUUUCAUUUAAAAAAAUUGUAUGUGAAUAACAGAGGUGUCAAUUCAGUUGCAUAAUGCUAUAGAGACUAAUUCCAAUGUUUGUUGUAUGAUAUUAAGCUUACAGAGUGGGCAGAUUUGUAUGUUGACUGCACAAUAAUUUGGAUGAUAGUCAAAACCCCAAAAGCUUUUGAGUGCUUCAAAUGUGUUUAUUGCAAUUUGAGGAAAUUAGUUUUGCCCAGCGCAGCAGUGACUGAGUAUGAAUGAGAGUGUUUGUGUUUCCAUGUUAUAUUUGAAUACAGCUCACGAGAAUAAACUAUGUGUUAAAGACUUGCA